Messenger RNA from Polychytrium aggregatum, 1635 nucleotides. RefSeq names its product WD40-repeat-containing domain protein. Lineage: Eukaryota; Fungi; Chytridiomycota; Chytridiomycetes; Polychytriales. Gene Ontology annotation, biological process: mRNA splicing, via spliceosome; DNA repair; protein ubiquitination. The record is from RefSeq and is a predicted model, not a curated record. Gene Ontology annotation, molecular function: protein binding; ubiquitin protein ligase activity. Gene Ontology annotation, cellular component: cytoplasm; U2-type catalytic step 1 spliceosome; Prp19 complex. Bases 1 to 1560 code for a protein of 519 amino acids. The transcript is spliced from 6 exons.
AUGUUUUGCUCAAUCUCUGGAGAAGUGCCCUCCGAGCCCGUGGUCUCGAAGAAGACGGGAAAUGUGUUUGAGAGGCGACUGAUCAUCAAGUACAUCGCCGAUAACGGCAAGGAUCCGAUUACAGGCGACGCCUUGACCGAAGAUGAUCUGAUCAGUCUGAAGCAGGAUUCCAAGUACGUCAAGCCGCGCCCGCCCACGCUGAACUCUGUCCCGGCGCUGCUAUCGCUAUUCCAGAGCGAGUGGGACUCGGUGAUGCUCGAGACACAUCAGCUCAAACAGCAGUAUCACCAAGUCCGCCAGGAGCUCUCGAACGCUCUCUAUGAAAACGAUGCCGCCAAGCGAGUGAUCGCCCGUCUGGCGAAGGAGCGUGACGAGGCCCGGGCUGCCUUGGCCACCAUCAAGGCCACCCUGGGCGACUCAGCGGCCGUCCAGACCUCCGAGCCCGCUCAACCGCAAGCAAUGGAGAUCGAUCAGGAUGACGGUAUCAGCAAAGCGAUCCAGGACAAGAUGACCGAAAAAUCCCAAUCGCUGCAGAACACACGACGCAAGCGCAAGGCUCCUGCCGAUCUGGCCACGGCCGAGCAGCUCAGCAAGUACGGCCCUGUCCUGGAAGUCCCCUCCCUUGGAUUGUCGACCAACCCUGGAAUUCUGGCGCUGGAUCUGCUCGAAGACGAGGUCGCCGGUGUACCGCGUGAAUGGAUUCUUACCGGUGGCCGCGAUGGACACUCGAUCGUUAUCGAGAAAAACAGUGGAAAGGUUGUUGCCGACAUGAAGGCUCACACCAAGAAGAUCAACGACGUGGCAUGGCACAACCUUGGCGGCCACUCGGGUAUGUUCUUCACAGCUGGUGCCGACAAGCAGGUCAAGAUCUGCCAAGUUGAUCUCGCGUCGACCUCAAAGACAAAGACCGCUACCCUGCACACCCUCAAAGCCCACGGCGAUGAGGUGACGGGUCUCAGCCUGCAAGCCACAGGCGACUACCUCGUCUCGGUGGGCCUGGACUCGGCUUGGGCUUUCAGCGAGAUUGAAACAGGACGUGUUGUUGCCAAGGUCGAAUCCGAGGAGGUGACCAAGGGAUACAGCUCUGUCAAGCUCCACCCCGAUGGCUUGAUUCUUGGCACAGGCACGUGCGACUCAGUUGUUCGUCUCUGGGACGUCAAAUCUCGAACGAAUGUUGGUGCCCUUACGGGACACGUGGGCCAGAUCACCAGCUUGUCGUUCUCGGAAAACGGAUACUACCUCGCGACCGCUGCAGAUGGCCACAAUGUCGUUAAGCUCUGGGAUCUCCGCAAGCUUGCUAGUCUGCACGAUAUCGAGGUUCCUGUCAGCGACGGCCACACGGGCGGAGUCCACCGCGUUCAGUUCGACUACAACCGUCAGUUCCUGGGCGUUGCCGCGGGCCACGACGCUAGGGUCUAUGUCGUCAAGCAAUGGGACCAGGUUGCGCACUACUCGAACCACAGCGCUAACGUGACCGGAAUCAAGUUUGGAUCCAAGGCCCAGUACAUCGUGACAAGCGGCCUGGAUCGCAAGGUCACUGUCCUUGGCCCGGAGGCGUAAUCGAGCUCUCAAGCUGCACAGGGCUGCACAGGACUGCACGCUGAUGAGCUGUCGACGUGCUGUCGAUGUGCUGUC